Molecule: messenger RNA, 780 nt
Organism: Raphanus sativus (radish)
Lineage: Eukaryota; Viridiplantae; Streptophyta; Magnoliopsida; Brassicales; Brassicaceae
Product: jacalin-related lectin 23
Exons: 3
Coding region: 35-685 (216 amino acids)
Molecular function (GO): carbohydrate binding
Source: RefSeq, a predicted model, not a curated record
GAAACCCAAUCUGAGUUUGUGGUUAAUUUUAUGAAUGAACACAUCAGUGGAAGCAACCUAUGAUAAUCCAAAGUUUUUCCGCAAUACCGUCAUAACUUCACUUAAGUUUGAAACAUCAAAGGGCAGAACAUCAGUCUUUGGGUAUGAAGUGGGUAAGAAGUUUGUGCUGGGGCAAAAUGGGGGUAGGCUUCUCGGAUUCCAUGGAAAAGAAGGUGAAGCUAUUGAUGCUCUUGGAGGUUAUUUUGAACACACUCCUGUUCCCACUCCCACUCCAGUGAUAGGAGAUCCAUGGGGUGAUUACGGUAUCUACGACGGUGUCAAGAAGAUAACAAUAGGACUAUACGAAGAAGGUGUAGCCUUUCUCAAGUUUGUGUACAUUAAAGGCAAUGGCCUAGUAACUGGUGAUGACCAUGGGAAGAUAACUUCACUCGGAGCUGAAGAGAUUGUUCUUGAGGAUGGUGAAUAUCUAAAAGGCAUAAAAGGCUACUAUAGACCUAUACCUGGUGCACCAUUUGGAAAGAUUGUGUCUAUUAAGUUCAAGACGAACAGAAGGGAGACACCUCUGUAUGGAUUGGAUUCUGGUGAGAAGUACUCGUUCGAGGAGAAAGACCACAAGAUCACAGGCUUCUCUGGACGAGCUACCGAUGUUAUUUACGAUAUCAGCCCCAUGUCCAGGCGCAUCUAGUAAAAAAAAAACUUGCUCUGAAUCAAAAACUUUCAAUAAGAGAUUGGUGUGUCUGCAUGUGUUUUCCUUUAUGAAUAUAAAAAGACUUUCAAUAA